AUGUCUAAGAAAAAAAAGUCUAGAAAGAGGAGAAAUGGGAACUAUGCAGCAUCGACACCUCCAAAGCCGACAUCAGCUCCACCUCAUACAACACUUCAGCGAUCAGUUCGAGCAGCUGGGCCCUCGAGGGUCAUACCUAGGUUCUACUUCCCCAAAGGGCGGCCGCCGCCCGCCCAUCAACAAGACCACGCGCUACAUAAAGUACAAUCCGCCUUCGCUACAUUUCCAAAUAGUCAGGUUCCUCGAGAGAGUUUCAAGCACAUAGUCAAAGCGUGCGAGUGUCCUCUAUACUGGAAGAUGCCUCUGUUCCUAGCCACACAACAAAAUCUUCACGCUGCAGUCGACGGACACAAAUUCAUUGAUUUCUGGAGAGAAAUGAGUAUAACAUGCCACGACCAAGCCUCUAGAUUCGUGUACAUUUUAACACGAGGCAAGAGCAACACCCUAGCACCAGAAGACUUCGUUCCAUUAGUUCAAGAUGUUGUAGACACGCACCCGGGUCUCUCGUUCUUGAAGGAGGCUACCGAGUUCCACUCUAGAUACGUUCAUACUGUGAUUGCUAGAAUAUUCUACUGCGUGAACCGGUCGUGGUCCGGGCGGAUAUCGAUCCCGGAACUGCGAAGAUCCAACUUCCUCCACGUGAUCCAACUUUUGGAAGACGAGGAGGAUAUCAAUCAAAUCACUCAGUAUUUUAGCUAUGAGCACUUUUACGUCAUCUAUUGCAAGUUCUGGGAGUUGGACAAGGAUCACGAUCUCUUCAUCGAUAGACACGACCUCGCGAGGCACAACGAUCACGCCCUCUCAAGCCGUAUGAUAGAGCGAGUGUUAUCUGGAUGCGUCACGCGCGGAAACCAGAACCGGCUGACACCCCACGGUGAACCCAGGAUGUCGUACACCGAGUUUGUAUGGUUCCUUCUCGCUGAAGAGGAUAAGAGCCACCCCACGGCUAUAGAAUAUUGGUUCAGGUGCAUGGAUUUAGAUGGAGAUGGCUACAUAUCUAUGUACGAGCUGGAAUAUUUUUACGAGGAGCAAAUGCAGAGGAUGGAGGCAAUCGGAAUUGAAACUCUGCCAUUCAACGACUGCUUAUGUCAGAUGUUAGACAUGGUACACCCGGCUGAGAAAGGCAAGAUUACGCUCACCGACCUAAAGAAAUGCAAACUAACACCCAUAUUCUUCGACACAUUCUUUAACUUAGAGAAAUAUCUGGACCACGAACAACGGGAUCCAUUCGCCACCCAAAGAGAUUCAGAUUCAGAGAUGUCUGAAUGGGAUCGCUUCGCCGCUGAAGAAUAUGAACUGCUGGUAGCUGAAGAAGGGGGCAGUGAUGCACAGGAUCAAAUCUCAUACGAUGAAACAGACGACGACUGUUUAUCACCGAACGUUGAGGAUGCAAACACAGAGGUGGUAGAAGAUUCCAGUGUCGAAGAAUCUACUCUCAGCGACAGCAUUUCAAACGCCCGAAAGGAGACACCACUACUGCGCCAAGCACCAAACCCAACCGGCUACGUCAACCUUAGCUCCAUAUACGCCCUCGGCAGCACAGACCGAUGGGCGAACAAAACGAACGUCCAAGAACGGAAAAUGGAGAAACCGAUCCCACCAGAGAAACCAGUCAGCCUCAUGAUGAUGAACGGAAAGAUGGAGAACAGGUCCAACUUUGGCAACAACAGUUUCCUUUACUCGCAACUGCUGAACCCUGGGGCGAGGAAAGACCCACCAUCGUACACUGCAGCCACUAGCGGUAUGGACAAGAGCGAAGUGAAGAAAGUAUCCCCAAGUCGAACUAAAUCCCCCACGAGCCCCUUGAACGGGGUCAGCAAGAUCUCCGACAACUACGAACGAGCCGUCGCUGAAAGACUGAGUCCCCAACGAGAUAUCUCUAGACUGAACCGCAGCAGUGUCUUCAGUAAGGUCAACACUGGUAUAGUCUCUGGUAAGGUUAAGAAGACCAGAACCGCGGAUGAAGAGGACGAGGACUACGCGCGCGACAGUGACGAAUGUUCCAUAUAG
Molecule: messenger RNA, 2010 nt
Organism: Leptosia nina
Lineage: Eukaryota; Metazoa; Arthropoda; Insecta; Lepidoptera; Pieridae
Source: the annotation of a GenBank genome assembly